Molecule: messenger RNA, 1095 nt
Organism: Dacryopinax primogenitus
Lineage: Eukaryota; Fungi; Basidiomycota; Dacrymycetes; Dacrymycetales; Dacrymycetaceae
Product: MFS general substrate transporter
Exons: 4
Biological process (GO): transmembrane transport
Cellular component (GO): fungal-type vacuole membrane
Molecular function (GO): transmembrane transporter activity
Source: RefSeq, a predicted model, not a curated record
UCCCUUGCCCCCGUUGACAAAGGCCGCGAUGCAUGGCUCUUCGUCCUCGCGGCGUUCAUGACCGAAACCUUUGUCUGGGGGUUCGCAUUCAUAUACGGCGUCUUCCAGAACUACUACGCCUCCUCCCCAGACUCUCCUUUCCGCGGCGCAUCUCUCUCCGCUCUCUCAGCAAUCGGCACAACAGGGCUCGCAGUCCCCUACAUAUCCGGGCUGAUCCUCCCCGCAUUUAUGGCCCGGCAUCCGAGGUGGAUCCGGUGUAUGCAAUGGCUUGCGCUGGGGUUGGGAACUGGAAGCUUCGUCCUAUCCAGCUUUGCGAACUCUAUUUGGCAGUUGAUCAUCCUCCAAGGCGUACUGGUCGGCAUCUCGUGCGGUAUCCUAUACACACCAGUCAUUUUAUGGCUGUACGAAUGGUUCGUCGAGCGUCGUGGGCUCGCAGGCGGGAUCUUACAAAGCGGCACCGGGAUCGGCGGUGCCGCCUUCCCGCCCCUAAUCGGGUUGCUUCUCGAAACAGUCGGGUUCAGGUGGACACUCCGCAUCUGGGCAGUCGCGUUCGCGAUAUUUACUGGGAUCGCGAUAUGUUUCAUGAAACCCCGAUUACCGAUCCCUGCUGUCGCCCAGGCACGUAGCGCACCUAUCGAUCUCUCAUAUCUAAAGAACCCGAUAUUCGCUGCUGUCGGACUGACGAUCCUUGUCCAAUCGCUGGCGUACUUUCCCGUCAACUUAUACAUGCCGACGUACACCAGCCUGCUCGGACUUCCCCCGCUGGACGGCCAGCUCGUGCUCUCCGUCUUUAACCUCUUCUGUGUUAUUGGCCAGGUGCUGAUCGGAUGGAUGUGCGACCGCAUGCCCUAUUCCCGGGUGAUGAUGUUCUCCGCCCUAGGCUCGGCGUUUGCCGCAUACCUUCUCUGGGGAUUCGCCAAUAGCCUUGGCCUGGUCUUCCUCUUCGUCGUCAUCUUCGGUACCACCGCUGGAGGCUUCAACUCGAUCGUACCCCCAGCGACGGGGGACAUCGUCGGACCCUCAUCCCCAACCUCAAGUGCGAUCUUCGGUUCCUUCGCAGCAGUCAAAGGCAUAGCAGCAAUCAUCGGGCCCAUC